UACCACCCCGCUCCCCGCCGGCCGGCCGGGGGGCGGGGCGCGCGGCCCGAAGUAAGGGACCCCUGGCCGGGCGCACCGCCUCGAGGGCUCGCGAGCCGGCCUGCGGGAACCUUUGCCGGGCGAGGAGCCGCGCGCUGAGCCGCCGCCGCCGCCGCCACCCCCGGCCCCUGCGCUGAUCAGGCUCUGCGCCAGGAGGCGGCGGCCAGCCCGAGUCUCUGCUCGGCGAGCCGGGGCGCUCCCGACGGCGACCUGCCCCGCAGAGGGCCCGAGAAGGAGAAGGAGAAGGACGUGGAGGAAGGACGGCCAUGGCACUCGACUUCCUGGCUGGAUGCGCUGGGGGUGUGGCAGGCGUGCUGGUGGGACACCCAUUUGACACGGUCAAGGUGAGGCUUCAGGUCCAGAGCCUGGAGAAGCCCCAGUACCGCGGCACCGUGCACUGCUUCCAGUCCAUCAUCAAGCAGGAGAGCGUGCUGGGCCUGUACAAGGGCAUGGGCUCGCCACUCAUGGGGCUCACCUUCAUCAACGCGCUGGUGUUCGGCGUGCAGGGCAACACCCUGCGGGCCCUGGGCCAGGACUCGCCAACGAACCAGUUCCUGGCGGGGGCGGCGGCAGGCGCCAUCCAGUGCGUCAUCUGCUGCCCGAUGGAGCUGGCCAAGACGCGGCUGCAGCUGCAGGACGUGGGCGCGGCCCGCACCUACCAGGGCUCCCUGGACUGCCUGGCGCAGAUCUACCGGCACGAGGGCCUGCGCGGCGUGAACCGGGGCAUGGUGUCCACCCUGCUGCGCGAGACGCCCAGCUUCGGCGUCUACUUCCUCACCUACGACGUGGUGACGCGCGCCCUGGGCUGCGAGCCGGGGGACGCGCUGCUGGUGCCCAAGCUGCUGCUGGCGGGCGGGACGUCGGGCAUCCUGUCCUGGCUCUCCACCUACCCCAUGGACGUGGUCAAGUCCCGGCUGCAGGCCGACGGGGUGCGGGGCGCCUCGCGCUACAGCGGGAUCCUCGACUGCAUGCGCCAGAGCUACCGCGCCGAGGGCUGGCGCGUCUUCACGCGCGGGCUCACGUCCACGCUGCUGCGCGCCUUCCCCGUCAACGCCGCCACCUUCGCCACCGUCACCAUCGUGCUCACCUACGCACGUGGCCCGGAGGACCAGUCCGAGGACGAGGGUGUGCCCGCGGCCUCGGGGUCUGCGCUGGCCCAGCCCUCCAGCCUGUGAAGCUCCGCCCCAUGGACAGGCGUGGCCUCCCCAGGGCCGCUUCAUAACCCCAACCUCAACCUCAAUGGGCCCCCUGCCCGGGCCGGAGGGCUGGGACUCCGUCACAUCUGGCCCGAUGCCACGCCUCCGCUGGGUUACCUUGGCCACAGACUUGACUCCUCAUUUUUCUCAGCUGUGACGUGGGGAUGCUCAAACCCACGCUGAGCACUCAGGAAGCUGGCCCUGUUACCUGGAAGCUUCCAGAAACCCAGCCAACACUCCAGCCUUCCCUGGGAUCCCACCCACCACCACCCCGGCUCUCCCAGGGACACUCACUGCGCAUCCUCUCCCUGGCAGAGCUCCGGGGCCCUUCUUGGCCACCGGUCCAGGCUCUGUGAUGAGGACAGAGGCAGCCCCGGUGCCUCCUGGUAUCAGAGAACUGAACCUCUCCUAGUGCACCCCAGCUUCUCCACAUGGCACUGCUGGGGGUCCCCCUACUGCUGCCACUCCCGGUGGAGGCUGACGUGGGACCACCGAAAGGCCCUGGGGUUUGCUGGAGGCUCCAGAUCCUCCAUAGUUUUAAACACAGCCAUGGGGAGGGGAAGUCUGUACCCUCUGGGCCUCAGGCUGCCCAUCUAUGAAAUGGGGACACGGGUCGGCUGAUAUCUAGAGCUCUGGCCCACUUUUCCAAAGGUCAGUGGAGGGGUGGAGAGGGAGAUAGUAUGGGUCCCCCACCCCCACCCCCUUCUCCAGCAAAGGGGCAAGCUCCUUGGUGCCUGGUGUUCCCGUGAGGUGGGAGGGCCCACGGGGGGCGUGGCUGUGGCCAGUUUGGGCCCCUCCGGGUUGAGGGGGAGCUGAGCCCACGCUCUGGGGCUUCCACUCGAAGCUAGUGCUGCGGUGGGAACUCGGGGUAGCCCCGGCACAUCCAGUACAGCGUGGCCACGUGACGGGGUGGGGAGGUGGAUGGUUUUGCAUGGAUGGAGGUGUCUGUGGCCCCCUUAGCCCUGAGUGGGGCUCAGCCUCUGGGGCAGUGUGACAAGCUCCCCCAGGAGGCCCUGGGCGAGGAAGACAGGACUCCCACCCUGUGCGUGGGUGUCACUGGAAAUAAAGUCACUUGUUUUUUAA
Molecule: messenger RNA, 2318 nt
Organism: Eptesicus fuscus (big brown bat)
Lineage: Eukaryota; Metazoa; Chordata; Mammalia; Chiroptera; Vespertilionidae
Gene: SLC25A29
Product: solute carrier family 25 member 29
Exons: 4
Coding region: 306-1214 (302 amino acids)
Biological process (GO): mitochondrial L-ornithine transmembrane transport
Cellular component (GO): mitochondrion
Molecular function (GO): high-affinity L-arginine transmembrane transporter activity
Source: RefSeq, a predicted model, not a curated record